Miniopterus natalensis is the source of this 7446-nucleotide messenger RNA. RefSeq names its product Myb like, SWIRM and MPN domains 1 (gene MYSM1). NCBI's taxonomy places the organism in Eukaryota, Metazoa, Chordata, Mammalia, Chiroptera, Miniopteridae. Gene Ontology annotation, molecular function: protein binding; metallopeptidase activity. The record is from RefSeq and is a predicted model, not a curated record.
AUGGGGUCAGGCCCCAUCAUGGCGGCGGAAGAGGCGGAUGUGGAUAUCGAAGGGGACGUGGUGGCAGCUGCGGUACAGCCAGGAAGUGAUGAAAAUACAGCAUCUGUUUUACAAGAUCACUAUCUUGAUUCAUCAUGGAGAACUGAGAAUGGUCUUAUUCCCUGGACUCUGGAUAGCACCAUCAGUGAAGAGAACAGAGCUGUCAUUGAGAAAAUGUUGUUGGAAGAAGAGUAUUAUUUAUCUAAAAAAUCACUUCCAGAAAAAUUCUGGCUUGAUCAAAAGGAAGAUGAUAAGAAAUACAUGAAGAGUCUGCAGAAAACAGCAAAAAUCAUGGUACAAUCUCCUACAAAACCAGCCAGUUUCUCAGUAAAGUGGACGAUAGAAGAAAAAGAACUGUUUGAACAAGGGCUGGCUAAAUUUGGCCGAAGGUGGACCAAAAUCGCAAAGCUAAUUGGAAGUCGAACUAUUUUACAAGUGAAGAGCUAUGCGAGACAGUACUUUAAAAAUAAGGUAAAAUUAGAUGGUCCAGAAAAGGAAACACCGAAUCAGAAGAGCAGCAGUGAUCUUCAGAUUAAAAGUGAAGACAAAAGCACAAAGGCAUCGACACCAUCAAGUUUACGGGGACGUGCUGAUCCCAACUUGAAUGCUGUAAAAAUUGAAAAGUUAUCUGACGAUGAAGAAGUAGACAUCACAGAUGAAGCAGAUGAGUUGACUUCUCAAGCACCCCUGGAGAAUUCUAGCAGUGAUCUUUUAUUAGACAUCCCUAAUAGUAAAAGUCAUGAAACCUACCAAGGAGAAUUUAUUACUUCUGACAGCCAGGAGGAUCCCAUUUCUAAAUCUCCCAAGGAAUAUCUUCAGAAUUCAAAGCAAGGUGAGAUGGAAACACUUUCAAGCUCAGGAAUUAAAUUUUGGACUGAAAAACAGAGCACCGGUGAGAAAAAGUCAGUUGAAUUAAAUGAUCAGAAAUGUAAUAAACUGAUGAAAAACUGUGAUAAGCAUGAUGGAAAUGGAAUAGUAGAUGAUUCCAGGCUGUUGCCAUCUCCGGAGCCUUAUGAAGUUCAGAAAGAUUUGAAUGAUCAUGAAAUGCGUUUUCAUUCUUCCUGCCAAAUGGAGGAGGAGCACCAUGAGGAAGAAGAGCUUAAGCCACCAGAGCAAGAAGUAGAAAUAGAUAGAAAUAUUAUUCAAGAAGAAGAAAAACAAGCAAUUCCUGAGUUUUUUGAGGGGCGCCAAGCUAAAACACCAGAACGCUAUUUAAAAAUUAGGAAUUACAUAUUGGAUCAGUGGGAGAUAUGCAAACCGAAAUACUUAAAUAAGACCUCAGUACGUCCUGGCCUGAAGAACUGUGGGGAUGUUAAUUGUAUUGGACGGAUUCAUACAUACCUCGAAUUGAUAGGAGCAAUCAAUUUUGGAUGUGAACAGGCUGUAUAUAACAGGCCACAACCAGUUGAUAAAAUACGGAUCAGAGACAGAAAAGAUACAGCAGAAGCAUACCAACUUGCCCAGCGUCUGCAGUCCAUGCGCACAAGGAGGCGUAGGGUCCGAGACCCGUGGGGAAAUUGGUGUGAUGCAAAAGACUUAGAAGGACAAACAUUUGAGCAUCUCUCUGCUGAGGAACUGGCAAGAAGAAGAGAAGAGGAAAAAUGCAAACCUAUUAAAUCUUCAAAAGUGCAAAGACCAGCAAAAAGCUCAUUUGAUCCUUUCCAACUGAUACCUUGUAAUUAUUUCAGUGAAGAAAAGCAGGAGCCAUUUCAGGUGAAAGUGGCUUCAGAAGCACUUUUAAUAAUGGAUUUGCAUGCUCAUGUGUCUAUGGCAGAAGUGAUUGGUUUGUUAGGAGGAAGAUACUCAGAAGUUAAUAAGAUAGUUGAAGUCUGUGCAGCAGAGCCAUGUAAUAGUCUGAGUACAGGACUGCAGUGUGAGAUGGACCCUGUCUCACAAACACAAGCCUCGGAAGCCUUGGCUGUAAGAGGCUAUAGUGUUAUUGGAUGGUACCAUUCUCAUCCUGCCUUCGAUCCUAAUCCUUCCCUACGAGAUAUUGAUACUCAGGCCAAAUACCAGAGCUACUUCUCCAGAGGUGGUGCGAAGUUCAUUGGAAUGAUUGUUAGUCCCUAUAAUAGAAACAAUCCUUUACCAUAUUCCCAGAUUACCUGCCUGGUUAUAAGUGAUGAAAUUAGCCCAGAUGGUUCUUAUCGUGUACCUUACAAAUUCGAAGUACAACAGAUGUUAGAAGAACCUCAGUGGGGAUUAGUGUUUGAAAAGACAAGAUGGAUCAUAGAAAAAUACAGGCUCUCCCAUAGCAGUGUCCCUAUGGAUAAAAUCUUUCGCCGGGAUUCUGACCUGACUUGUUUGCAGAAACUCUUGGAGUGUCUGAGGAAAACUCUGAGCAAAGUGACAAAUCGCUUCAUUGCUGAAGAAUUCUUGACUCAAAUAGAAAACUUAUUUCUUUCCAGUUAUAAAAGCAAGCAGGGGAAUGGAGUAGCUGAAGAGAACUGUACUGUGGGUCCAAAGGAAUUGUUAAUGUAAUGAUUUUAAACUAAGACAUUUUAAUCUUGACCCAGUAGAUCCUACUGUCAUUUAUAACCUUGAAAUUAUUGUAAUUUACUUAACAGUGGCACAGCUUUGAUAUUUUUUCUCUCGUUUACAAAAUACAAAAUUUGCUACAUAAAUCAUGUGACUAAAAGAGAUAAGGACUUGUUUUCAUACAGUGAGUGUGUAAACUGGGGUCUGCCACAGUGCUCCCUCCUGAGAGUGGUCGCCAGCAAGCAGAGCAGCAGACUGAGGGCUGUCUGCUUUUCCGUUGUAUUCAGGUUGAUAAGCGGAAUGUGUCUAAUUUUUAUUUCCCCCCGAACUAGUCAUUCCAUUUUUGGUAUCUCAUGUCUCAUUAGGAACACUUCCACCCUUACCAUGUGUUUUGGUGUGCGAUUUGUUUAUGGUUGCAAAUGAAAUAUGGAUGGUUGGUCACGGAGGAAUUAAUGUGGUUGAAAACUACUGGUUUAGUAAAUCUAACAACAUACUAUGUGAGGCCAGGGGGAGGCAUAAGGAGAAAGUCUUAACAAUAGAGAAGAGACUCAAAGGAGAGUCAAAUCAGUUUUUUAAUUAUAGAUAUUUGCUUCCAUUUUAUUUUAUAACAACAAAACUACAGGAUAUGCCAUUUUCUCAGCUAUCUGAAACAUUUUGUAUGGAUUUCUGAUAUAUAAAAUAAUUAACUUUAACUCUGUCCACUUACAUUAGUAUGUAUGUGAUGAAACUUCAUUUAACUGCAACACAGAUCAUCAGAAACCUCAAACUAGAUUCUUUUUCUACUGCCUGCUCUCAGUAGAAAGAAGCAAAUUACAAUAAAGCUUAAGUAAGUCAGAGAUUUAAUUUUAAAAACAAAAAAGCCUUCCAGCACAUAGUACAUGUGCCGCCCAGUUUCAUAUACUUUCUGAAUCUACAACUGAAGUCAGCAAACUUUUUAUGUAAAGAGGCAGUUAGUCCAUAACUUAGGCUUUGCAAGACACAUACUGUCUAUCAGACGUGUUUUAUAUUUUUUUACAACCCUUGAAAAAUGUAAAACCAUUCUUAGCUCAUAAGCCUCACAAAAUCAUUGCUGGCCAUUACCUUCCAACCCCUGCUCUAGAGAAUUGCAGAUAAUUAGAAUUUCUUUUCAGAUGCAUGAACCUGAGACACUGAAAGAUGUUGCAUCAUUUUCAAACAAAACUCAAAAUUGUGAUUUACAUUCAGAUACAUUUUCAAAUAAAAUUUAAUCAUGCUGCCUGAUUUAUCCUAAUAGAUUGUAGUUUAUUUCUAUUGACCAUCAAAUUAAUUUAUAGCCAUUCUCCAAGCAUCUUAUUAAUAACAGGUUUAUUACAUCUAAUCUGAGUGUGAUCCUUUAUUUUUACCUUUUUGGAUAUAAUUUAUAGCCAAGGAAGAAUAAGGCAGUAUUGGGAGGAGCAGUGAACCCUUUUAGAUGGCUUGGGUCUUAACCUUGUGAUUUUGGUGGAUAAGCUUAACUUCUUUGGGCCUAAAUUCCUGUGUAUCUAAGGUCUAAGUUACCUUCCUAGCAUCCUUCCAGGUCUGAAAUCUUAUGCUUCAUUCUAAUUGUUGGACUACUCAGCUGGAACUCUAUAGUUUGAGAUGGAUGGUACAGUGCCCAAAUGAGCAAAUGUUUUUAAAGAAAACUGGUACUAUUUCCAAUUUUCUCUAUGCAUUUAGGAUAAAUAAUGAAACAUAACUUAAAAAGCAAUUUACUUUGGGGAACGGAGUGUAAGAGCUCUAGACCAAAAAUAAGGAAACCCGAGAGUUCUUACCCUAAUUCUGUUACCAGCUUUGCUGUGUGACAAUGAUAAAAUCAUACAGCCUGUCUGGACCUCAAGCUCUUCACCUGGAAUCCAAGGGUCUAAAUUUUAUGAUUUAAUAUUUCUUUCCAGGUGCAGAAAAAUGUACAAUUCUGUAAAAGGUGUAAUUCAUUUCUUUGUGCUCUUCCUUUGGACAUAUUUUCCCCAUUGUACAUUGGGAACGGAUCCUAUUGAUAAAUUUGGGUGAUGGAAAAUAGUGGAGAUUGUUAGAAGUUCUGUUCUCCAAUCUGGGUCCUCUGCACACCAGUGGGUGACUGUAUUUACUAUGCCACACUACAAGGACUCAAAGGUGUAGUCUCAGUGUUCAGAGCUUUGAGAGCACAAUUUUUUAAAUAAAAUAUUUUUUAAAAACAAGCAUUAAAAAAAUCUCAAUCCUACUAUCUAGAAAACCAUAGUUAACAUUUUAAUAUAAAUCCUUCCCUAUUUUUUUCUUUUGGAUAGUGUAAUUUUAGAACAUUAAAAGCUGUGAUAUUUCCUCCGCUCCUCCCUCAUUCAUCCUCCCUGCUUCCUUUUUUUUUCUUAGCAUAUUCUUAAAAUAUUUUUGCAGGUGCCCACAUUCCUAUCCCUGCCAGCCUUGGGCUAUGAGGAUAGUUGAAGCAGGCAGGUCCUUGGAGAAACAGGAAGUCUGGAACCAAUGGUAGUGUAGUAUAGGAAGUUCAGGAGGCAGGGUCUCCAAGGGAAGCCUCCUCGAGUAAUGUCACAGUAUUGAAGAUAGGACUUGGAGCAUCCAAGUCUCUUCAGCCUGAUUUGGUUCUUACUAUUGCACAAAUAAUAAAAUAAUGAAUUUAAUUGUUUUUCUUCUUCUAGCUUGGCUGGUAGAAAUUGACACUAGUAUUUCGUCACUGUUAGACUUAGCUCUCUUGAAAAACCCAAUCCCAACUUACACUGAAAAAAAGAAAAAUCAGUGGGAUAAGAUCAGCAAGGUCAGACUCGCCUUCCCUCUCCAUUAUUCCAGCGCGGCUCAUUGGCCCCAUAUUCAGAGCUGCAUUAUGACUUUCGUGGGCCUUUGACACUUCUGUCUUCUUGAACCUCUUUUUACAUUAAAAAUUAAUGCGUUAUAAUUGCAUUUGUAUAAAAUGAAUUUAACGUUAUAUAUAGACAUGUCCUUCAAUUUAAGUUUUUUUUCCUUCUGAAUUUAAAGGAAAUUAAAACAUUUUCAUGGGCUUCUAAAAGUAUUGUGGGCCUGAGGCAUGGUGCCUAAUAGAUAAGUUGGCCCUAAGGCUGUCCUUAGAAAAAUGUCAGUCGCUGUCCCUCCCCUGUAAAACCCACCUCACAAACCAUACAGUAGCUUGGCCACCCAGCUAAGAACACAUUGCCGUUCCCACGGCUUUAGAAUUAUAGAUUGAACUUAGUUCUUAAAACUCAGGAGUAUUGCUGGGACCAUUCAUCCUCAAAAAAAAAAAAAAGAUAGGUGGCAGCAGUCAGUUUGAGUCUUCGGGUAGAUAUUUUGCUCUGAUCCUUGGUCUGUAGUUUUGAAACUCAUAUCCUACCGCAUAUCCUACCGACUUUCCUCCCUCAUUUCCCUCAAGCCUUGUCUUCAUCCCCUCCCUCUGCUUGUGACCUGUCAGCAUAGAGGCGUGAGAUCGUCCAUUCUGUCGUUUGUUGAAAGCAGGGCCUGAAGAAUAGAGAUGAACAGACCAUUCUUAUUUCCCAGAAGCUGAUUAAUGCUGCCCCAGGCUUCUCUCUCACUUUUCUCCCCCACAGGAGUGGGGUAGGGUCUGUGACGUGCAGACUCAAGCGGGGUCAGAACCUCUGCAGCUCUGGGCAGCACAGGACUGUGGCCUCAACGUGCUGACCUGAUUGGGCAGGCCCCCUGCUCUUCAGCUUACCUGCUUGUGUAUCUUGCUGGGUCCUAACACGGUGAGCUGGAGGAACUGAUACAGUCAGGAUGCCCUGGGCGUGAUGCUUUGCCCUGCACCUAAAUAAGAGCCAUAUGACACCUGAACACACGAGGUGUGGCUCCCUAUCUUCGAGUCAUCAGCAGAUUCCAGUUGGUGGAUUUCUCAGUGGAAAUUAAGUCAGGAUACCAAAUUUUGUGCGUGGGGGGGGGAGGGGUGUACACUUUACUGAUAGCUAGAGACUAAAUCUAGAGUCACAUUAUGGCCGUUAGGAAAAACCUAACCUCACUGAAGCACAAAGAAAAAGCACAUUUUUAUCACCAUCUGCUCCAUCAGGGUCGUUCAAACUGAACAAAUCUGAUCUGCAUUUCUGGUUUACCAGUAGUUCAAUAAUUUUCCUAUAAAUUAAUGCCAGACUUUGCGAUAUUUCCAGAAAAUCGCUAUGGAGAAGAAUGUAACAUACUUAAUCCCUGACCUUCCCUUAAGUGGUUUUGUGUGUGCUGUUUCCCCAGACUCUGAGUUUUUUUAUUUGUUUAACCUGUAAUUUGUGCUUUCUGGUAUUUUCCGAAUCUUUUAAGUUAUCUUAAGUCCUUUCUGGAACAAGACAGAAUAAAUAUGGUCUCCCCCUAUUUAACUUAUGACAUCUUAUUUUUAUUUUCUCUUGAAUGUACUUAUGAAUAUAUUCAUAAGGACUUUAAUUUUAGGGGAAAAUGCCUGACUUGCUAUCUUUGAGGAUUCCUAAAGUAGUCUCUUAGGAAUUAAGAAGGAUAUUCAAUAUGAUUUCAUAGUUUGUAUUCCUGUUCCAUAGGGUACAAAAGAACACUUGUUUCAGCCUAUGAAUUGUAAAAUAGUAUUUAGUUAGAGUCUAGCAUGAUUUAAGUAGAUUAGUCAUAUAUCUUUAAAUUUGUGAAUUUGACAUGUAAAUCGUGUAUUAUGUAUAAGCUUACAUAAACCUGUUGCUGUUUUCCCCAAAUAUUAUCAUUGUUUAUGGAUUUCUUUUAGUAGCUUGAAUUUUGGAAUGUUCUGUAACAAAAUACAAUUUAAGCUAUUUUAUACAUUUAAAUAUGAUGCCAUGUUGUCUAUAUAUAUUAAAGGAUAUUGUAAAUAUUAAUGUUUAUACAAUUACGAAAGCUUUUUCUCAAAAUGAUUGAACUCCUCCCAGUGCUUAACUGUGACAUAAAAUAUCUGGUUUUAAACAGUGGGAUUUUAUCUUGCGGUAAAAAUGAAAGGGAAAUGUUCUGAAGAUUCUAUAUAAAUAAAGUUUUGAAAAUAAA